AUGGCGGUUCCGAUUAAUCUUCUCAACAACUCUGAACCAUCAUCCGAUGAAGACUUCAGCGACUCCGAACUCUCUUUAACGUCGGAAGACGAAUCGUCUGAAAUCACCAGUGCAGGAGGAGAAACUGAGACCAAUCAUGGUGAGGGAGAUGAGUUUUGGGUUCGGUAUCCUUAUCUGAAGAUUGUUAUUGACACCAUUGUUGCUCAAGGUGUGGUUCCUAAAGACUAUGCUUAUGAGAGAGCCAAGCUUCUUGGAGAUGAUGAGGCGAAAAAGUUGAAUCAAGAAGGAAAUGCUCUGUUUCUCAUGGAGAUAGAGUUUUGCAAAAAGAAAAUUGAACUCAUCUCUUCUGUCAUCUCCAAAAUGUUAUCCGGAAAAUGA
Eruca vesicaria subsp. sativa (arugula) is the source of this 378-nucleotide messenger RNA. Lineage: Eukaryota; Viridiplantae; Streptophyta; Magnoliopsida; Brassicales; Brassicaceae. The record is from the annotation of a GenBank genome assembly.